UGAGAGCCUCGUGAUCGUCUUGUUUUCAAAAAGACAGACUUCGUUUUUUCGGUAACCGAUUGCUCCUUUUUUCGCGCGAACGGAAUUCUCGAAACAACUCGUUCGAUCGACUCGUUCUCGAACGAACGGAACUCGCGGACGCGACAACGCUGAACAAGGUUACGUCUCGUCGCGACGAGACCGUUUGCUACGACGAUCGAUGUUCGAUGAUACGUUCAACGAAGCUGAGUACGAUGUCGCGACCGUUCCGAUGCUCACCGAUUCGGCGCGUGAUGCGUUCACGAAGCGAUUCAACGCUCUGUCCGCCGAAGCGAACAAGGCCGAGAGCGAGAGCAACGUGGUUGCCGCGGACAAACACAUAGAGGUCAGCGCUCUGACCGCGAGGUUUCACGACGAGUACAGUCUCAGUUUGGCACCGUCGGAUCGCGCUCUGCUGCAGCGCGAAGUUUUCGCGCGAUGCAUGCAGGCGCUCAGUUUGCGCUCAGCCGAAUUGAGCGGAUUGGGCGAUCUAGCCUUGUCGCUGGGAGAGAAGCGCAAAUUGGAAGAGGAUCUGCGCGCAGCUAAACGACGCAUCGUCGAAUCCGGAGAUUCUUCCGACAACGGCGUCCAACUCGGCGAUCCGAGAAAACCCAACGGUUUGUACGAAUUCACGCCGUUGGAAGAUCUGAAAAUCGGUCUCGACGACUUACCGGGAUACGAAACGCAGCACGGAUACAUGCUCAAAUCGUACUUUGUUCUCGCGGACACUUCCGACGUUUCCGAAACCGUUGCGAAAAAGGCGCUGAAGUACGGAUCGAACAUAUUGCUCCACGGUCCUCCCGGAACGGGAAAAACCGCUGCGGCCAUGGCAAUGGCCAAGUCGCUGGAACUCGAUUACGUGUUCGUGAACGUGGAGAACCUACUCUCGGCGUACAGAUCCGAAUCGGAGAAGAAUUUGCGAAAUCUGUACGCGUACAUGCGCGAAUUAACCGCCGUUCGCGGUCGCAACGUUCUGCUGUUGAUGGACGAAGUCGACGGUUUGGUAAAAUCGCGCAGCUCUGGAAGUCUGAGCGGCGCUGAUUACAGCGUGCUCACGCGAUUUUUAACCAUAUUGGAACCCAACGACGGCAAGACCGAUAAUUCGUCCGUGUGCAGCGUGUUCACGACGAACCGCGUUGACAAUAUCGACGACGCGUUUAGACGACGGUGCGCGGAAGUGUUCUUCGGUAGACUCGGUGACGAAAAUGCGCGCUCGAGACUUUGCGCGCGAUUCUUCGAACGCGCUCUCGACGCGACCGACCGCACGCCCGAGGUUUUCCAAAAACUGGCCAACGGACCUUGUUCGAAGUGGGUGCCUGGCGAUUACGUGCGCUUUUCGAACGAGAAGUUGCAACCGUUUCGACUCCGAACGUAUCUUCGAGCGAACAACACGAGCGAAACGAAGUUUUUGAAACAAUUCGCGCCUCGUGGAAACGAUCGCGUUAUACAGGUGCCGUUGCCGACGCUGAGCAAACGAGACAUCGAGCAAUUGUGCGACGAUUACGACACAAUCACGAGCGACAGCGUGUACAACGAAUUGUACGCGAAAUGGGACUCGUAAACGCGCCAUUGUGCGCUGUGCGCUGCGCGCUGCGC
Pseudomyrmex gracilis is the source of this 1614-nucleotide messenger RNA. RefSeq names its product cell division control protein 48-like. NCBI's taxonomy places the organism in Eukaryota, Metazoa, Arthropoda, Insecta, Hymenoptera, Formicidae. The transcript has a single exon. The record is from RefSeq and is a predicted model, not a curated record. Gene Ontology annotation, molecular function: ATP binding; ATP hydrolysis activity. The coding region runs from base 200 to 1579 and encodes 459 amino acids.